Molecule: messenger RNA, 120 nt
Organism: Penaeus monodon (black tiger shrimp)
Lineage: Eukaryota; Metazoa; Arthropoda; Malacostraca; Decapoda; Penaeidae
Exons: 2
Source: RefSeq, a predicted model, not a curated record
GAGAGAGCAGAAAGAGGAGCCUCAGAGAGAGCAGCAGAGAGAGCAGAGAGAGCCGAGAGAGCAUCAGAGAGAGAGAGAGCAGCAGAGAGAGGCAGAGAGAGCGCAGAGAGAGACGCGAGA